Molecule: messenger RNA, 2141 nt
Organism: Ruditapes philippinarum (Manila clam)
Lineage: Eukaryota; Metazoa; Mollusca; Bivalvia; Venerida; Veneridae
Exons: 3
Coding region: 16-618 (200 amino acids)
Source: RefSeq, a predicted model, not a curated record
AAAAAUCCCAGAAACAUGUCAGUUACAGUAAUUAUCUAUAUUUAUAGAUGUGAUGUUGAAGAGUUGCAACACCUGUGGUGUGAGGUCAGAAAGGAGGCCAUCAAAAUGGAGGAGCUACUGUCACAGCGUAUAAAAGCCAUCAUGGCCGGCAAUGAAACUUACAGUCCCUUAGAUGCACUUGAAAUUAUACAAUCUAUGAUAGAUUUGUUACGAGAACAAUUGUACCACCAACAAAUGUGUAUCGGAAGGGACGUUAGUUUCACGGAAGAUGAAAUCGAGGCUGAUACAACCAGGAGCCAAUCAGCUUGCUCCAAUAUGUCGUCAGUAAGUGAGUCAUGGAUGUCGGAUAUAUCCAAUCAGAUGUCAGAUAUCAAAUCUUCACUGGCUUCAGCUGAACAGAAACAGGCUGAAGAACUGAAUCAAAGAAUAGCAGAGUUGAAGAAAAGCCUGCUCUCCGAGGUCAAAGGUGAAAUGUCAACGACACAGAAUGCCAAAAUGUUACAGCUGCAACUUCAGGCACGUGACAAUGAAAUUCGGCGUUUGAAAAUGGAACUGUUGUUACAGAACGUUAAUUCUGGCGGUACUCGAAAGAAGCAAAUGUUUGAGAGUGAUGUGUGAACAACCUUGGAAUUAGACUCUAUAGAUAGAGAAGAGAAACAAAUCUGGGGUUGAAACACGUGCCUGAAACGUGCUUGGGUGCUUUCUGGAUUGUUAACAUGCCUUGUCAUGUAAACGGUGCUUUGUCGAUAGAUAAGAACAUGAGAUAAGUUUGUCAUGAAUAAUGAUGAUGUGUUAACACGAUUAUGUGCUAUAUAUUAAAAUGUACCAAAAGUUGGCAAAAUGCCAUUAAAAGACUUAAACAUUUUACACCAAAGCAUUUUUAAUGACUUUUCGUAACUUACAAAAUUUAUUCUUGUAAGAUAGCAGUGUUAAUGUAAUUUAGAAACUAAUAGUGGUUACUUUUACACACACACAUACAAAGUUUUGUUUUGGAACUUUUUUGUGUGUCAACUAAGCUGAAUAAUUAUCAAGAGUUAUCACUCUUGGCAACUAAAUCAAUGUAUUUAUGAGAUGAAGUAAAUCAAACUAAGUUACAUAUUCCAAAGAAACUGCAUUCCAUAAAUGAUCAUCUAAAUUCAUAUAUAUUUUUAGAAACUUCUUCAAAAUGUAUUUUUUUACCCAUAUAUUUUAAAUGUAGUCAGAGUUUGUGUUUUGUGUCUGUUUUGUUCCGUUAAUGAAUUUCCCUCUCAUGAUAUGUCUGUUAUUAUUUCUUUCUUUUGUCCCAUUAUCUAUCCUUUGUCACUAUCUAUGUACUUUAACUUAAUUUAAAGUCUUUGCUGAAGUUUCCUUACUUUUUCUUGAUUUUGCUUUCUUUGUGUUAGUUUUCUUAGUCUUGCCCAUCUUUCUUGUCUUAAUUUUUUUCUCAAAUCUUUCUUUCACUAAAUGUCCCCCUUGCUUACACCUUUCUUUUUUCUGUUUUUUCUUUUAGCAGACUUUUUUUUUGUAGAGAUCUUUGGUGUCAUUUAUGUUUUACACACUUAUUUUUAUUCUAUAUUUUCCAUGAAUAUUGAGGUUUGAAAAUCAUAAUUUCUUCUUGAAAUUGGAACUCUUUGUCUGAUUUUUCUUCUAGUCAGUUGAUUAUCAUUUUCACAUGUAUAACAUUCCAUUUUGUCUAUAGUUUUGAAAUUAUGCUCAUGAUAAAGUUCCUCUUACACUUCUCCUUGGUGCUUUGAAUUACUUUGUAAAGGGAGGAGGAAACUUUAUUCAUAUGUAAUUUUUUUUUCAAGAUGUCUACUUAUUUUUUUAAAUUGUUUUCAAAAUUGCCUCAUUUAGAUACAUUUGUUGUACUUUAAGGUUUUGAAUAGAAAAACAACAAUAAAAACAUGUCUGAAAAAAAUGUUUCUCUAACAACACAGGAGGUUUGAGCAUGUAUCUUCAUUUUGAAUGUAAGCCACUUUGACCAAUUGCAUAUAAGCUGUUGCUUACUUUUUGGCUAUGAUUUUACAUGUUGAAAACGAUUUGUGUUCUGUCUUCCAGGAUUGACUCUUGUUAUUGUUUGUUGAUUUUUACAUUAUUGUUAUUGCCUAUUAUGUAGAUAUACAAUGUUUUAUAAGGAUAUAUUAAAUAUUCUGAAGAAAUAA